This is a messenger RNA of Microbotryum saponariae, 941 nucleotides long. The record is from the annotation of a GenBank genome assembly. Lineage: Eukaryota; Fungi; Basidiomycota; Microbotryomycetes; Microbotryales; Microbotryaceae.
AUGGUACGUUGCUGAGCUUCAGAAGAUGCAAGGCUCAGUUGACCCAAACACUGACGUAUAUACUCUCUCCCGACGCCACGCUGCUGCCCUUUCACAUGACGCACGCUACUGCAUGAUGACAGGCCGGAGCAAGUGGAAAGCGAAUCGCCGCUUCCAACGCCAAGACGUUGCACCAACUCCGCCUUGCGUUCCUCAUCACACAUGUGCGUGAUCAAACCUGGAACAACUCUUCCAAGCUCGCAUUGACCCACCCAUGACAUCCCCCCCCUGCAGCCCAUCUCGCUCGCCUCUUGGGCCUUCUUCCCCUCGUUGAGGGUGUGGAAACAUCUCUUCUACUUCUUUACAACGGAUUCAAUAGCCUUGAUCCUAUGGUAUCAACUCGAAGGGAUGGCUCGACGGAAAGAUGAUGUUGGGAGUCCAGGGAUGGCAGCGUAAGUAGCCCACACUCGGGGGGAAAAGAUUCUUUUCGUCUUGCUGAUGCCGGAUUCUUGGUUCCUGCGAGCAGGUACAUGUUCGACAUCAUCUACGUCACCUUAUUCGUUCAUGCUACGACGGCGUUGAUCAGUCGCAAGUUCUGGGCACUUUACCUCUCGGUUCGUUCGCUUCUCUUUCUUCUUCCUUCGGACCCCACCCCCCACACUUCUACCUAUCACAAGCACAUCACUUAUCGCUAUUGGCUCCCCCUUCUCCAGAUCCCCCUCUACGCCCUCUACCGCCUCUACUCGUUCGCAAAACCUUACUUAUUCCCUUCCAAAACCUCCUCCUUAUCAUCGCAAGGAUCCGGCAAGACCUCGAAAGCAACCACUCGAUCGUCAUCAACCACGACUUUGUCGACGCAGGACUCGUCAACUCCGACGAGUAAACGACAGGCCAAGUUGGCGGAGAGGGCCAAGAAGGGGGAUCAUCGGGUGCAGAUGCAGGAGGUGAGGAAACAGGCUUGA